This is a messenger RNA of Mya arenaria, 1484 nucleotides long. RefSeq names its product serine dehydratase-like. The coding region runs from base 95 to 1075 and encodes 326 amino acids. The transcript is spliced from 9 exons. Gene Ontology annotation, molecular function: L-serine ammonia-lyase activity; threonine deaminase activity. Gene Ontology annotation, biological process: L-threonine catabolic process; L-serine catabolic process. The record is from RefSeq and is a predicted model, not a curated record. Lineage: Eukaryota; Metazoa; Mollusca; Bivalvia; Myida; Myidae.
UAUUCAAGGGAAGUUAUUCAGGUUGACCCACACCUCCUUGACAGCUGUCUGCAUCUUGGACUUUUCCGCGUGACCAGCAUUUUAUACACAUACAAUGUCAAGCAGUUCAGGGGAUGCAGCCCCCUUACACAUGGUGACCCCAUGCAUUCGAAGCUUCCCUAUCAGUGCCCACACUGGAUAUGAUGUGUACUUGAAACUUGAAAACCUCCAGAUACCAGGCUCUUUUAAAAUAAGGGGCAUUGGAAAUCUACUUCGAAAUGCUGCUGUUCAUGGAUGUAAGAAGAUUGUGUGUCCGUCUGGCGGUAAUGCUGGACUAGCAGCAGCAUACGCCGCCAAGAUGAUUGGACUGCCAGCUGUUAUUGUUCUCCCACAGAGCACACCAGCAUUUGUAGCAGAUAAACUCAGGACUGAGUUUGGAGCUGAAGUGGAAAUAAAAGGGAAGAUUUGGGAUGAAAGUAACACGUAUGCCAAGGAAUUGGCCAAACAACCAGAUGUGUUGUAUGUUCAUCCUUAUGAUCAUCCUGACAUCUGGGAGGGGCACAAGAGUAUGAUAAUAGAGGCCUCUCAACAGAUGCCAUGUCAGCCAGAUGUGGUCAUAGCCUCAGUAGGCGGAGGGGGGCUGUUAAAUGGAAUCCUUCGAGGGAUGCAGGAAGUCGGGUGGAGUGAUGUCCCUUGUCUUGCCAUGGAGACAGUUGGAGCGGAUUGUUUGAACGCGGCCAUCAAGGCUGGAAAGCCUGUUACACUGCCAGACAUAACAAGUGUAGCAAAGAGCCUGGGAGCGUUGACAGUGGCAGAUGAUACCUUUAAUAUGGUAAAGCAGUGGAAAAACUUUCACUCAGUCGUUAUACAGGAUGCUCAGGCAGUGGACGCAUGUUUCAAAUUAGCAGAUGACCACCGUUUCCUAGUAGAGCCAGCAUGUGGUGCGAGUCUGCAUGCUGUUUAUGGCGACGUUAUCUCCAACUUACAGAAGGAAGGCAAGCUGGGACCAGUCAAGUCAGCCCUCGUUAUCGUCUGUGGGGGAAGCUCAGCUACGAUAAAACAAAUGGAAACAUGGAAGAACAUUGUCAACCUCUGAUGAUCAAGUGUCUAGAAAUUUGCUAAUUUCUCAGUUUCUGAGGCAGGGUUAAUGCUGUGAUAUCAUCAUUCAUGUAUAUAGAUAUAAGUGUUUUAAACUUUAUCAUUUUAAACAUUGUUUUUGAAUUGUUAAAUCAUGCAAUAUUCUAUUAUUAAGAAUUGUCCACACACACACACACACACACACACCCCCCCUCCAUCACUUUGACAAUACAUUUGUAAUCUUGAUUUUAAGACAUUGCAAGACAGUCAGAUGUUUUCAUUUCUGUUUGUCAACACAGUUUGUGUUAUUCUUUAUGAAAUGUGGUCAUUUAUAAACAGGUAUACAUUUACAAUAUAUUGAGGGAAAUAAUUUAAUCUAUUACAAAGACCUGUAAUUUUGGUGUGGAAUAAAUAACAAUACAGUAUUA